Molecule: messenger RNA, 2269 nt
Organism: Physcomitrium patens
Lineage: Eukaryota; Viridiplantae; Streptophyta; Bryopsida; Funariales; Funariaceae
Source: RefSeq, a predicted model, not a curated record
CCUUUCUUUCGGUUGCUGUUUCUUGCUGCUUGUCCAAGAGAGUUUCCAGCAUAGAGCAGCUCUAGAGCUCCUAGAGUUGAUGGUGGAACGCACAGACUCCAUGUUCGUACUUUAAAUGCCACAAAGACAUAGAGGAUUGUCAUAGUGCCUGCUCCUAUUCAUACUGCACACCAUGAGCACACUCUGCCUGCAUGAUGGACACCCUCCCUUGGAUUUGUGUUACGGUGCUCGCAAUCUUACUCCUCCGUGACACUAGCAUCUAAAUAGCACGUCUUUGCAACUGGAAUUUGGACAGCUCCUUCUAACCCUGGUUGUAAUUUGCCUUUGCGAGAGAGAGAGCGAGAGAGAGAGCGAGAGAGAGAGAGAGAUAAACUGACGUUGUCGAUGAAUAUGGCCGCUUCUUGCUGUGGUGGGCCUAAUCAACCAACAGCAGAUUACACAGAGACGGAUCCGCCAUCACAUGUUACCAUGUUUUCCCAUUUUGAAAAAUUCCGGACCAUCGUUUGUGUGCGAGAGCUGCCUAUGGAACUAUUUCCAAACCUGCCGUGAAGGCAUUGGAUCCUAAGCCCACAAGGGUUAGAAUUAGCUAAUUAUUCGCUGUGUAUGAUAAUCGCGUAAAUCCUCCUCAGAGGGAUUCAGUGAGAGAUUUCGAAGUUUAAGAUCCCUUUCGACAGAUUCCUCAAUCUGUAGGCUAGAUUCUCUCAGACCUACUGGGAGCACAAAUAUAUGACUCUUCAAUUAUUGUUAUUUUUUUCCGAAAGUGUAGUCGAAGUGAAGCACGGCAUCCUGAGGUGGGAACAUCAAUCGUGCCCGGGUUUCAUCGCAUUUCACCAUCUUAAUCGCCACCUACAACAGCUGCAGAGCCAUUUUAACAAUUCGUACAUACUCCAGAGUGGAAAUCCUCCGUCUUUUAAAGGCGUCUGGUGGUUUGAGCCUCGAAGCAGAAAUGGCCACGCUCCAGGAACCAGGUACUUCGGAGACAGCAGCAGUGAACCGGGCUGAACGACCACGCGUGGUAGGGCACGGCCCUGACGAUCAUGCUGCUGAAGCUGUGAAGCACGCUGUCACUGGUCCAGCGGUAGCGCCCGAAGUGGUCGAUCGCAGUGGCGUGGAACGACCUGGAGUAGCACCCCAGUCUCUCUUGCCCGGCGCUACCCACCCUCGGCACCACAACAAUGGCGAAUUCGUCGGGCGCACCGAGGAGGAAUUAGCGCACCUGCGCUCCCGGAGUCAAGUGACAAAUGAAGGCGAGGUGUAUUGUCCUAAUCCCAACAUCCGAGAUCUGCCCAAGGAGUUCGAGACGAGGGUGACGAUUAUUCAGAGAUACCCUGAGAUGCGAACCAUCGAGAAAACGGACUUCGUGAAGGAGAUCCACCAUGAGGAUCGCACCAUCAGAGUUCCGAAGACGCGAGUUGUCAUGGACGAGGUUGAGCACAUCGAUCGCGUCCCUGUUGUGCGACAGGUGCCCAAGACUAGAAUUGAGAUUGUCCACAGGGUGGUUACAGAGGAGCGCGAGGUGACCGAUAUAGUGCAAGUUGUGGAGUACAUUGAAGUACCGAGAAUCGAGAUGGUGCCCCGAGUGAUCACUGAAGCUGUGGAGGAGAGAGUGAUUGUGCCGGUAGUGAGAGAGGUUCCAGUUACGCGCAUGGUUGAAGUACCCACUGGAAACUAUGUUGAGGCGCCCGUGGGAGAAUUCGUAAACCCGGGAGACUUUAACCUUCUCAGCCGCAGGCACCGCAAGCACAAAUCCAAGCCCCACAGUGGCAGGUUUCUUCUCCGCUCGAAAAGUUCAUCAUCCUCUUCAACAUCAGAUGAUGAAAAGAAAGCGGUCCGUGCAAGCAUUUCCGGAGAGGCUGGGGGAGAGCCACAUCUGCACCAGAACCCAGAUGGAACCACUUCGACCGAGGGCAUCAGUCCCUCGUCAUCCAAGAGGAAAAGCUUACUGCAGAGAAUUAUUCACCACUAAGACUCACUUAUCUGCUAAUCACCAACCCGCAACCCCCCCUCAAAGCCUCUUUGAUUCAAUCGUUCGAGAGUCUCACCGCUUAAUGCGAGGCAAGACGGUUGGUAGCGCCCCACGUCGUCGGUGGAAUGGCUCCUUUCAUUUGAUUCGGGUUAGAAGGUGGCAAGUACCCAUCGAUCGAUCGAGAGAUAUUAGUAUACCUCCACCUAGAUUUAAUCUCGCAUGUGCUUAUUACCACACUGUACAAUGGCCAAUUGUUGUAAGUUACGAUUCUUUAUACUUAGGCGAGCUAUGUAACACCGUCCA